Molecule: messenger RNA, 6475 nt
Organism: Tachysurus vachellii
Lineage: Eukaryota; Metazoa; Chordata; Actinopteri; Siluriformes; Bagridae
Gene: cntn1a
Product: contactin 1a
Exons: 24
Coding region: 1107-4184 (1025 amino acids)
Biological process (GO): cell-cell adhesion; brain development
Molecular function (GO): cell-cell adhesion mediator activity
Source: RefSeq, a predicted model, not a curated record
UUCCAUGUAUUUCCCUUUACAAAGCUAUAAACGAGUUUACUGUUCCACUGCCUGGGUGCACGGUUCAUGUGAAAUGUUCAUGCUGCAUUUUCAUAGACACAAAGUGAUCUUUCUCCACCACCUAGGUCUAAUAUAAUAGACCUUUUCUUUCGAUGAUGACUCCUAAACACUAGAGCUUUCUGCUACCUGCAUCCCAAAUGGAGGACAUGUCCAUUGGUUUAUGGAGUUUCUCAAAAGUGCUCAUUCGGUUGCUCAGAAAUAUCAACUUUCUGCCGUGUAAGAGUUUAUACAGGGUCUUGUCUUUCCUCUCCUGAUUCAAAUGCCAUGCUAGAAGAUAAUUUGGAGCCACUUGAUUGAUAUUUGGAGCCUCUCCAAACUUUUUUUCCCAUCUUCAAACAUUUGUUUCUGCAACUGUUUUUGUCACAGACCUUCUGGCUCUCCUUGCCACAAGGAUCUCUGUGACUAAAUGCAAAUGGUUAUGAGCAACCCUGUUUGUUUUCCCGAAGAUGAAUCGUCUGUAGUAUUAUAUUAUAUAAUAAAGGAUGAUUUAUAUUCAUCCAGCGUAUUCACAUAGUUAAAUGGCUAACCGAGUAAACAACGUCUAUGGAUUCUGUUGUUUUCUGACUCACUAGCUUAGCUAUUUUAAAUCAUACGGUGUUUGUCACCACUCCAACCAUGCCUACAGUACAGAGCGUGUCAGUUUCAGUUUGUGACUCAGGGGAAUUUAUUUCCACCAUACAUUCCCCAUAGAAUGUGUUGCCAAAAAAUCUGUGACUAUUGCCUCAGCAUGCCACUCACCUAUGUGUCAAAAUGUCUGUUUUCCCAACAUUUAUUUUGCUGGAGUUGGUCUGUGCAUCUGUAUCUUGUGUAUGCAGGAAAAUCCUGCUUUUGCAGUCAAUUACUUGCUGGAUGUCAAAUCUUAUAAGUAAUGCAAUUGAAUUUAGGAUAAGGAUUUUUAUUGCAACGUAACGAACCACUAGCAAAGCAGGCUUAAUGCUUUGAGCGGUGGAUCCUUCAUGGGUUAGGGUUAGGGAACCUGCUAAUGUCACAACAGCUUCCACAGUAAGCGUCCACCCCUUGUCUUGGAGUGCCUUCACCCGAGAACCAUGCAUCAUCAUCUCCCGCCUCUCUUGCUCGUUCUGUCCCUCGCACUCUCCUCCAGUCCUGCGUAUGGUGAAGCUGCUGGAAUAUUUGACGAAUCCACAGGCCAUGGACCCGUGUUCGAGGAGCAGCCGAUUGACACCAUCUACCCCGAGGAGUCUCUAGAAGACAAGAUAAUCAUGAGUUGCCGAGCACGAGCCAGCCCACCUGCUACAUACAAGUGGAGGCUGAACAACAUGGACAUUGACUUCUCGAGCGAGUCAAAAGUCCACUACGUCCUGAUGGGGGGGAAUCUGAUCAUCAACAGACCUGAUAAGAUCUCUCAUGUUGGCAACUACACCUGCCUGGCGACGAACAAGUUCGGCACCGUCAUCAGCCGAGAGGCUUCCGUCCAGUUUGGAUAUUUAGACAUGUUUUCUACAGAAGAAAGAGAAGCCGUGCGUGUGAAAGAAGGUCAGGGAGUGGUGCUCUUAUGUGCUCCUCCUCCACAUUUCCCAGACGAUCUUACCUUCCGCUGGAUGCUGAACGAAUUUCCCGUCUUCAUCCCGCUGGAUAAGAGACGCUUCGUCUCGCAGACCACAGGGAAUCUGUAUAUCGCUAAAGUGGAGGCUUCUGACAGUGGGAACUACUCCUGCUUCGUCUCCAGCUUAUCCAUCACCAAGAGCGUCUUCAGCAAGUUUAUCCCUUUAGUCCCGCAGUCUGAGAGAGGAUCUCUUCGGAAGUACGCAGCCGAUAUAAAAGUGAAGUUUCCGGACACGUACGCUCUUGUUGGCCAGAACAUCACCCUGGAGUGUUUCGCAUUAGGAAAUCCCAUUCCCCAGAUCAGAUGGAGGAAGGUGGAUGGAGUGCUGCCGGUCCAUCAUGAGAACAGCAUUACAGGUGGACUUUUGCACCUCUUUAACGUGCAGUACGAGGAUGAGGGAGUAUACGAGUGUGAGGCGGUCAACUCUAAAGGCAAAGACUGGCACAAAGCCAACCUCUAUGUGGAAGCUGCUCCGGAAUGGGCGAAGCACAUCAGCAGCAGUGAGAGGGACAUCGGCAUUGACUACACCAUGUCCUGCGCAGCCAGCGGGAAACCCAAGCCUCACGUAUACUUCAUGAAAAAUGGCCAAAUGUAUUUCAAGCACGAGUUGCACUUCACACACCUGACAUCUGAUGACUCAGGGAUGUACCAGUGCAUCGCUGAGAACCGGCACGGAGUGAUCCAGGCCAACGCCGAACUGCGAGUCUUCGUGGGCGCUCCUUCAUUCGAGUUCAACCCGGUUAAGCAGAGGCUGCUGGGGGCAAAGAACGGUCGUGUGGUGAUCGAGUGCAAACCAAAAGCAGCACCCAGACCUACGUUUUCCUGGAGCAAAGGCACAGAAAUGCUUUCCAAUUCCAGCAGGAUUUUCAUUUGGGAGGACGGGAGUCUGGAGAUCCACAAUGUUACCAAGUCAGAUGAAGGGAGGUACACAUGCUUUGCUGAGAACGACAGAGGCAAAGCCAACAGCACCGGAUCUCUCUCGGUCGCAGAUGCCACUAAGAUCACGCUGGCUCCCUCUAACACUGAUGUGAGCGUUGGUGAAAACACAAGGAUGCAGUGCGCAGCGUCACACGACCCGAGCCUCGACAUCACCUUCGUCUGGUCGCUUAACGGCCAUGUCAUUGACUUCGACAAGGAAGCGGUCGACUACCAGCACACUAUUGAUGGUCAGGCAGGUAUUUCCAGCUGUGAGCUGCUGAUUAAGAACACUCAGCUGAAGCACGCAGGCCUCUACACCUGCAUGGUACAGACACCUGUGGACAACGUCACUGGCUCUGCUGACCUGGUAGUAAGAGGGCCUCCGGGAGCUCCGGGAGGAGUGCGUGUGGAGGAGAUUGGGGUAAGGUCUGUGAAGCUUCUCUGGAGUCAUGGAACAAAUAAUCACAGCCCCAUAUCCAAAUACAUCAUCCAAUACAGAGAGACCACAACUGACGAGGAAUGGAAAGAUGCCGUAACCUCUCCUCGCAAUGUGGAAGGAAACGCAGAAAGGGUCACAGUCGUCGAUCUGCUUCCUUGGACUGAAUAUGAGUUUCGAGUCAUUGCUACAAACACUCUGGGUAUCGGAGAACCGAGUGAACCAUCAAGCAAAACCACCACACUGGAAGCACCUCCUGUGGUGGCUCCAUCAGAUGUAGGAGGAGGUGGUGGAACGGGUAGAGAGCUCACCAUCACAUGGACGCCUGUUCAGCCACAAUACUACUAUGGAAAUAAUUUUGGCUACAUUAUCACAUUUAAGCCUAACGAUGGCACAGAGAACGAUCAUUGGCACAGAGUGACCGUUUCCGACCCUCGUGCCAGUCGCUACGUCUACAAAGACCCCUCUAUUCCCCCAGCCACAAAGUUUGAUGUAAAAGUAAAGGCCUUCAACAAUAUGGGAGAGGGACCCUACAGUCUCCCUGCUGUGGUUUACUCUGCCCAGGAUGCCCCCUCAGCAGCUCCCACCAUUAUAGAGGCCAGAACCUUGUCAGCGACGGAGGCCGUCGUGUGGUGGCGUCCACUCAUGCAGCAGACAGUUGAGGGCUAUCAGGUGAGGUACUGGAGGAAAUCCUUGGAGAAUGAGGCAUCAGCACAACGCAUCUCCAGCAGAGAGAAUCAGACACGUCUGGACAACAUGAAGCCGAACACUCAUUAUGUGAUAGAAGUGCGUGCUUUCAACGGUGCAGGUUAUGGACCCGCGAGCCAGAGAUACGAGAUCUAUACGAAGAAAGCACCUCCAAGUCGGCCACCAAAAAUAAUCGGCACAAGGGUGAACUCCAUUGGAACUUUAGUCAAUGUUGCCUGGCAGCGUGUGGAGGCUUUUUCCAAUGAGUCCGCUGUAGAGAGCUAUAAGGUCCUGUAUAGACAGGAAGGUCUGAGCACCGGGACACUGUACACUACAAAUAAGGAGUCCAUAGACCUGCCCAUUCACAAAGGUGAUUACCUGGUGGAGGUGAGAGCACAGAGCAAGGGAGGAGAUGGAGCUGUGGCUCAAGUACGCAUCUCAGCCGGAGGGGUCCUGGCAGCACCAUCCCUAAGCCUGUGUGUCCUUCUGCUGGUGGCGUUGCUCAGCCUGACUCUCUGAAUGUAGCGCCGUCUCUCCUCUGCCUUCACUCCACACGGUGAAGAGGACUCUCACUGGAUGACGCCUUAGAGGACUUUUAUUCUACAAACUCCUAUGCUCAACAAUGAAUAUUCCCAACCUGGACUGAGCUAUGUAUGUCAGAAGAAAAGACAAUACAGAACUCUAGAAAGGACGAGGAUGUAAAGGAUCGUCUUAUUCAGUAUCGACUUAACCACGAAGCAGCGUCAGAGAAGAGUUCUCUCUUGUUCAGUAUGCCUUAUAAUAUCUCUUACCCUGCUCGUGGCUGCUUGUGGGUAGAGUAACAUCUGUAUUUCACAAUUUACAGCACAAACAUCCAAAAGCUGUUUCAGAUUUCAUUUCAAUUGAAUUGGCGGCUCUUACUGUAGCACCAAGAAUCCCCUUUGUUUCCGCAGUGCGCUCUGUACCCGCAAGUGACGCGUGACGAGAGAUCGGCUAUAAGAGCGUCUGAUAGUUAGUUUGCAAAUCAGUGGAAUUCCUUUCUUUCUUUUUUCUUUUUUUCAUUUCUGAGCAUUUCGGAGCUUUUCUUGACGGAUACGGUCAAAGCGAACUCCUCUGCUACUCAACACGAACUAAACAAAUUUACGCAGAAUAGAAAAUAUAGCAAUUUAUUUUAAGCUAGUAUCUGUACUGUAUAUGCAAUAAUUUAUAAGCUUUCUUAAUAUAUAUUUCAGUAUUUCUUUGGUCAUGUUAACAUAUCAUUAAUAGAACGAUUAUUUUACUUUAAAUAUAUCAUUUCAAAGCCCUUAAAUGACGGAAAACGAACGUUCGGGAAGUAAGAGAGAUGUUCGCUUUAUAGCCUCCGUGGACUGAACGAGGAACGUUGGGGGUUUUAAGAAAAAAAUGUAAAUAUAUAUCUUAAAUUGCUGAAAUUCUGUACUGAGGAGUAAUUGUGUUUGUAUGUGAACUGUACGUGUAGGAUAUAUAUCUAAACCAUGGUUUUAAACCCAAACCAGAUGAGUAUCGGGAUGUUUGAAUAAGUGUGUGUGUGUGUGUGUGUGUGUGUGUGUGUGUGUACAUGUGUUUGUGAGUGAACCGUGGCAUGAAAAUCCACUGCAUCUGCCAUCGUCUCACAGCGCCUCUGGGUCAAGGCUGAUGAAUCGGUAAAUUAAUCUCUGGUCAACACUCGUACAGUAGUUUUGCUCCGACCAAAAGGCGCCGCAGCAUGAAGAAAACAUUUUGUUUUGACUGUAUCUUGGAAUUCUUUGUCAUUUAGAAAAGGGGUUCGUUGUGGGUUAAAAAAAAAAAGCAAACGACUUUAAAAAUGUAUUUUUUUUUUCCCCUUUACUUUUCCUUUAUUUUUUUGGUAUCACGUUCACGGUAACGGUUGUAUGGCCGAGGGGAAAGGUUCAGACCUGUUAAAAAGGCUUAAUGCUAUUAAUUUCACAUAAAAAAUGCAUUUCAUUCUGAACUGAAGCUUGCUGAAACAUUUAAAACAUUAUUUUGUCUGUCGUACGAUCCGUACGACGCCGACGCCGUCGGACGUGCGAACGAUUUAUCGCUAAAUGCUUUAGUAACUCGUCGUCUUUUCGCGUACUGUAUAAACCGUUAGAGAAAUCCCGACCUGUCCGUCAUAACUGCGUUUAUUCGUUAUUAAUUUUAUUCGUGCGAAGAUUUGUCGCUUGUUUGGAAGAUCCUUCGGCUAAAAACGUAUCGUUUCAUGUCCAUCUGAGAAGAAAAUACAUUCAGUGCUCAUAACAUAUCACCACAAAUAGACCCUUUGUACUUCUGUAAGAACAGGAUAUCUUUUUUUUUUAAACGUCCCGAAGCUAAUUUUAUGUCAUUUCUUGUUUUAAUUUUAUUUUGUAUGGAGCCUACAGUAUAACGGAUGUUGACCCUUCAUAUUGGAUGGACUGUGUGUGAUUCAUCUUUUUUUGUAACAUUCAGUGACCACCACAAAGUGCUUUCUCUUUCCCUGUUUAUUCAGGCAGCAGCGUCAUCGAUGUAGAAAAAAGAAAAAAAAAAAGCCAAAUGCAUGAAAGCCUUUAACUUAAUUAUUGCAAUCAGUGAUUAUUUGAAGCGCUACGGUACGUCCUCAGAAGCAUGAUCUGGAAUCGAACGGUUCGUUCCAGUUGCAUUAGAACGCCAUACUCAUUUGCGACGAAGGUGACUGGUGUAUCUCAGCUUCUUCUGAUCUGCCUCUGAUCUGUCACUCAAUAAAAAAGUGUGUUCAGGCUGAAGGACAGGUUGUGUAGAUGAACUGUAACCCGUGAGUCAUGAUCUGCUUCACUGAAGCCAGUCUUAUCAAUUAAAGUUUAUAAAGACAAACCCAA